CCGUCUAUGCUGCUGCGAGACCACCUUCCCUACACGGAGGCGACCAUACGUGAGGCCCAGCGGAUUCGCACCAUCGCUCCUUCCUCUAUUCCUCAUGAAACCACAGCUCCUGCUACCAUCUUAGGGCACCAGAUCCCCGCCGGCACCUUCAUACUGCCCAACCUGUGGUCUCUCCACAUGGACCCGAAGUACUGGCCCGAUCCGGAGAGGUUCGACCCGACCCGAUUCCUGGACGCCGACGGGCAGCUGGCACCGGGGACAGAGUCCUUUUUACCGUUUAGCAUAGGUGAGGCAUGCAAGACAGUUUUGUCUUGGAAUGAAAGCUCAUUUGUGCUAGAGAACAUAUUGCAAUUCUGGCAAAAUACUUUAUCCAACACAUUUUAGAAUAUCUGAGAGAAACAACAGACGAGUCGAUUCGAAAUUGGAGAACGUAUGUUGCGUUGAGUGCUCCCACGUUUCGUGUUCCAUACAAAUGCACCAUGAGUUGUCCACAUUGUAUUCUGUAUGCAUGAAACAUGAAUUGCAUCAAUUUAAGCCCCACAAAACAUGCGCUAAAUUGCAUAGGAUGCAGAACCAAUGUGAUUUGUAAAU
Messenger RNA from Branchiostoma belcheri (Belcher's lancelet), 591 nucleotides. RefSeq names its product cytochrome P450 2U1-like. Gene Ontology annotation, molecular function: heme binding; oxidoreductase activity, acting on paired donors, with incorporation or reduction of molecular oxygen, reduced flavin or flavoprotein as one donor, and incorporation of one atom of oxygen; iron ion binding. The transcript is spliced from 2 exons. Gene Ontology annotation, biological process: xenobiotic metabolic process. The record is from RefSeq and is a predicted model, not a curated record. Lineage: Eukaryota; Metazoa; Chordata; Leptocardii; Amphioxiformes; Branchiostomatidae. Bases 7 to 384 code for a protein of 125 amino acids. Gene Ontology annotation, cellular component: cytoplasm; intracellular membrane-bounded organelle.